This is a messenger RNA of Pochonia chlamydosporia 170, 474 nucleotides long. RefSeq lists its product as hypothetical. The coding region runs from base 1 to 474 and encodes 157 amino acids. Lineage: Eukaryota; Fungi; Ascomycota; Sordariomycetes; Hypocreales; Clavicipitaceae. The transcript is spliced from 2 exons. The record is from RefSeq and is a predicted model, not a curated record.
AUGCGGCGCUUCUCAUUAUCUCAAGCUUUUCUCUCGUUUUGUUCCCUGUCUCGUGGCAGCCCAGAGCCUGGUCGGGGCCUCACUUUUGUCUUAGCCAAGGCCACUGGUUUUUGUUCUUGCAAGGCCAAAUUGUUAUGUCUCUAUAGCACUGGCCUUCUUGCGGCUUGUAUCCAGCUAUUCCGCAUAUCUGGGAGCUCAGAGCGUACCAGGGCGAACCGCACAGCACUUCUCACUGUCCAAAAAUACAUUGUUGUGGAAACAUUACCGAAACCGGGUUCGAGAAGCAUCACAGCCAGUCACCCGUAUCCGCCUGCUUGGUUUCCUUCUUCUUUUCUUCCUGUUCUUCUCAAUUUAUAUGCCACGAACCCUUUCACACGCCGUAUGCUGUGGGAGAUUCGCUUUUUGCCGAAACUCAUACCCAAUCGCAUACAUAACCUGGCACAUUAUUCGUUUAGGCGCACUCUGCUGCUCUAG